AUGGUGAUGAAUUUUGCUUUCGUGGAUGGUAUCUACAGUGGCAGUUCCUUAAAUAUUCUUGGGCGGAAUGCCAUCUUUGAUGAUGUGAGAGAAAUGCCAGUGUUGUUGGAGGUAGCGGGGUUUUCCGGCUUGCUCGAGACUACGCAUUCGCAAAGGCAUUUUCAUUUAAUCAAAAGACAGGAGUUGCUGUCAUCGAAUACAAUGCAGAUUCGUAGUUGGGACUGGAUUGGGCAAACCCAGAAGUUGCAGAAGAAGUCUCCUGUUUUAGUGCAAUUAAGAAUUUCAUGGUGCUCUUGCCGUUAUUUCAUAUGGAAGGAUAAAAUUUCUAGACGGCACGUGCAUGUUGAACCAGCAGAUGGAGGGACUGGACUCCUUUCAAGGGGAACUACAACUGCAUCACCCCUGCCAUCAGUUCUUGGUUUCUCUUCUUGUAAGAACCUAGAAGCUACGGCAGUUUUGGUUGCAGGAGCCAACAAGAUAAAUAAAAAGAAAAAAGAGGAGAUCGAGCACUACGGGCAUACAAAAUUGAAUAAAAAAGAUCAGGAAACUGCUAAAAACUACUGCAUGUGGUUGUUGGCUUUUCCACUCAAGCGGCUAUAUACGAUUUUGAAAUUGUCAGUUAAAGGUCUUCUGCGCCGACUACGUGUCCGUGAUUCUGAGUGA
Dovyalis caffra is the source of this 663-nucleotide messenger RNA. Lineage: Eukaryota; Viridiplantae; Streptophyta; Magnoliopsida; Malpighiales; Salicaceae. The record is from the annotation of a GenBank genome assembly.